CUUGGGCUUCUCACUGAUUCCUGAUUUUCUUCACGGUCCUGUUCACCUGUCUUUCUACAGGCUUUUAGAAGAUUUGUGAAGAUGACUGAUUUGGAAAAUUCCUGUGAAACGAUAGUUAAUAUAUUCCAUCAAUACUCUGUGAGGACAGGUGAUUUUGACACACUUUCCUUUAAUGAGUUCAAUAGGCUUGUGAAGGAGCAAUUUCCCAACUGGCUUGGGAGAGUAAAUGAUCCGGAAUUUAUCACAAACACCUUUCAAAGUGUGGAUAAAAAUAAAGACAAACAAGUCGACUUUGGGGAGUUCGUGAACUUGUUGAUCCCUCUGAUCAAAGCUACUCAUGAUCAUCUGCAUGAGAGAGAUCAUAAACACUGAGAGAAUUGAGAAUCUACCCAUCCAUCCCUCUCUCACUUCUCCUGAUGAAGCAUCUCUUCAAAAUUUGAAUGUAUGAUGAGGUCUGAUAAUAAAAAGGUUCCUGAAAAUUCUUCCAAA
Molecule: messenger RNA, 489 nt
Organism: Antechinus flavipes (yellow-footed antechinus)
Lineage: Eukaryota; Metazoa; Chordata; Mammalia; Dasyuromorphia; Dasyuridae
Product: protein S100-A12-like
Exons: 3
Coding region: 82-372 (96 amino acids)
Biological process (GO): endothelial cell migration
Cellular component (GO): cytoplasm; extracellular exosome
Molecular function (GO): transition metal ion binding; calcium ion binding
Source: RefSeq, a predicted model, not a curated record